Messenger RNA from Brassica oleracea var. oleracea, 1729 nucleotides. Its product is annotated as DEAD-box ATP-dependent RNA helicase 36. Gene Ontology annotation, molecular function: ATP binding; RNA helicase activity; nucleic acid binding. NCBI's taxonomy places the organism in Eukaryota, Viridiplantae, Streptophyta, Magnoliopsida, Brassicales, Brassicaceae. The record is from RefSeq and is a predicted model, not a curated record. The coding region runs from base 59 to 1525 and encodes 488 amino acids. The transcript is spliced from 6 exons.
UCUCUCCGGCGAUAAACUCUCCUCAAAGCUCUCAACUUUCUCUUCCGAUCCAACGAGAAUGGAGGAACCCACGUCGUCGUCGGAAGAAUGCGGAAUCACCAUCAUAGCCAAACCCCGCAAAAAAACCCCCAAAACCAUUCCCCAAACCCAACCUCCAAAACUCGAUCCCACUCCCCAAUUCGAGAAAUUCACAAGCACCGACUCCACCACAUCCGCAGCGAACUUCGAAUCCCUCGGACUCUCCGAGUGGGCCUCCGAGACCUGCAAGGAGCUCGGCAUGCGCAAACCCACUCCGGUCCAGACCCACUGCAUCCCCAAGAUACUAGCCGGACGAGACGUCUUGGGGCUAGCUCAAACCGGUAGCGGCAAAACGGCGGCGUUUGCGUUGCCGAUACUCAACCGCCUCGCCGAGGAUCCUUACGGAGUGUUCGCCCUUGUGGUGACGCCUACACGAGAGCUGGCGUUCCAGCUCGCUGAGCAGUUUAAGGCCUUGGGGUCGUGUUUGAAUCUGCGGUGCUCUGUGGUCGUGGGAGGGAUGGAUAUGCUGACGCAGACGAGGAGCUUGAUCUCGCGGCCUCAUGUUGUGAUUACUACUCCUGGGAGGAUUAAGGUUUUGCUCGAGAACAAUCCUGAUGUUCCUCCUGUCUUCUCUAGAACCAAGUUCUUGGUGCUGGAUGAGGCGGAUAGAGUUCUUGAUGUUGGUUUCCAAGACGAGUUGCGCACCAUCUUUAACUGCUUGCCCAAAACUAGACAGACGUUGCUGUUCUCCGCUACGAUGACGAGUAACUUGCAGACUUUGCUUGAGCAUUCUUCAAACAAAGCUUAUUUCUAUGAAGCCUACGAAGGUUUAAAGACCGUUGAUACGCUUAAGCAGCAGUACAUUUUCAUAGACAAAGAUGCGAAAGAGCUGUAUCUUGUCCACAUCUUGUCGCAGAUGGAAGAUAAGGAGAUUCGAUCAGCCAUGAUUUUUGUCUCCACUUGCAGAACAUGUCAAAGGCUGAGUCUUAUGCUUGAAGAGCUGGAAGUGGAGAAUGCAGCUUUGCAUUCACUGAACUCUCAGUCUUUGCGACUCUCUGCGCUCAGUAAAUUCAAGUCCGGGAAAGUACCGAUACUGCUUGCUACUGAUGUAGCCAGCCGUGGAUUGGAUAUUCCUACUGUUGACCUUGUAAUCAAUUAUGACAUUCCAAGAUAUCCUAGGGACUAUGUUCAUCGUGUUGGACGUACAGCUAGAGCUGGUAGAGGAGGACUGGCUGUAAGCAUUAUCACUGAGACCGAUGUGAACCUUAUUCAUGAAAUAGAAGCGGAAGUUGGAAAACAGAUGGAACUGUACAACUACAGAGAGAUCACUGACAGUUUAGAAGUCACAAAGGUAUCAAAAGCUAAAAGGGUGGCGAUGAUGAAGAUGCUAGACGAUGGAUUCGAAGACAAGGUCAAAGACCGGAGGAAACUGAAACGUAAAACACUUGCGGAUAAAGGGAUGCUUAAGAAACGGAGCAAAACGAGAAAAUCUGCAGAAGAAAACUGAUGACUAAAAAAUCAUCAUCAAAUUUUGUUCUCUUAAGUUCAUUUUGAUCAUCAAAUCUCUGAGAAUCAAUGUCUAUUAAUGUUCUUACUUUUAGUAUUUGAAUCUUGAUUGUCUGCAUUUUCAAAUCUUCUGAAGAUAAACACUUACGUAUCAGUCGCAAGUUUUUUUCCAAAUUAGUAGAAACAAUACCAUGAAAUUUCUAAU